AGUUCUGCUCCUUUCGUAUCCAUCUGCUCCCGCCAUGGAGCGUGGGAGGGAGGAUGACCUGGAUUACGACACGAUGUGUGAUGAGCUGCUGGAACUGGCCACAGAGCUCACAGAGAGCAACAGGGCCAUGGCCUUCACGCAGGGCGGCCAGUCCCAAUCGCAGUCAUCCAGCCUCUCCCUCGUGGUGCUGUCCAACCUCCCGCACGACAAACUCAAGCCGCUCAUCAGCCACCUCGACGCGCACAGCCUCACCCGCAAGCAGAUCUGCAAAUUGCUGCGCCACGCUUUCCGGCCGUCGGUGCCGGGCAAGCCCACCGGCAUAUCGCUGAGAGACCAGAAGGCCAUCAUCGCCGUCCUGCUGGCCGGCUCACCCGCCGAUGGCGACGCGGCGCCCGAGCGCCUUUGCAACGUCGCUUUGGCGCUGCUGCAGGUGUUCAUGACGGAGCCGACGGUUGAGGCCAAGGUGGUGUCGUGGGCCCUGCAGCAGAUCAUGACGUGCAUCCCACAGAUGAGCCCCGAGGCGCUCGACCUCCUGGUGCAGAGGGUCUUCAAAGUGGCGUUGGAGAAGGGGAGCGGGUCGCCACGGCAGUCGGCCAAGUCCGACAAGAGCGGCAAGUGGAAGGGCGGCAAGGGGAAGGGCGGCCACGGGGUGGAGUGCCUGGAGCUGCUGUCGUCCCUGCUGGAGUCCUGCGGGCGGUGUGAGGGCAUAACGAUGGCGGAGAGGGGCGGGGAGGGAGAGGAGAUGACGGGCAAGGGGUACGUCGACGAAUGGCUGACGCGUUUGUGGGGUGCGGAGGAAUGGUCAGCUACACAUACACAGACACAUACACAUACACAUACACAUACACAUACACACACAUGGCUGCUCUUUGACUUUUUUCCUUGUCAGGUCCCCUCGCGCCAUCCCGGUGUUGCUGCGGCAGCUGGGCGACCUCCCGCUGACAACCGAUGACCUACGACAGCUCAUCCACAGCACCUGCAAGCAGCUCAAGAUCGCCACACGGCUGGACAAGGACAAGGACAACAUGCAAGAUGACGAUGGCCGCGAGAGGGAUAGUGAGAGUGCGAUAGCGGAAGCGUAUGACCAUCUGCCCCAGGUGGUGGUGGAGCUGUUCUCGGUGGUGCAGCGGGGGACGGCCGAGGUCAAGGGCGAGUGUUUGCGCAAGGUCGCAUCGUACUUCGCAGAGCUGGACCAGCGGAUGUGAGCAUGCAGGAAUGGACGGACAGGGGCGGGAAGGGCGCAGACACACCCAAGUAUACGGAUAAUGGAUGUGUUGUGUGUGGCAUUCAUUGCUGGCAGGGCUAAGUGGCGAUUGGAAUCAUCGCGGCCAUUGGCGCAGGCGUCGUAUGAUGGAGCACUGCAGGCUCACGUGGUGCUGCUGCUGCAGGCACAGACAUUCUAUGGAUUCAACUUCAUCAAACUGCUCAAGUGAGGGAGAACCAAGCGUCAUCCCAUCCAUCCAUCCAUGGCAAGGAGCAAAGGCAUUAGGUGUGUGUCUGUAUAUGUAUCUGCAGAUCGCAGAACGUUUCGAUGUCUCCAUUUCUGCUGUCCAUGUCGCUGGCCACCAGCAGGUCUCCCAGCAGUCUCCUCGACAUAGAGAUGGACGAAGACGACAAGAAACAAACCGCCAAAAGUGAGGAUCCUCACAGCGUGGCCAGCACACCAGACGUCACACAACUUCACACGCACUCCCUCCCUCUCAUGUGUGUGCAGAUGGCCAUGAGGACGCCACCAUCAGCACUCUGCGCUGCCUCUUCAUGGCCUCAUUCACCCCACCCCCGGCCGCAGACCUCAUCGCGGGCAUCACCUCACCCACCCUCCCCGGCCUCCAGAAGCGCCCCUCCAUCAGGUGGACGACCGCCAUUCUGCGUAGAGUGGCGGAGAUGAUGCCCGACCCCCUCACGGCCUUCGAGAUCAGCUGGGCGGUCAAGGGCGGCCUCGGCCAAACCUGCGAUAGCGAGAAUUCCGACAUGGCCGCCCGCUACCUCGAGCUGGCGUACGCGCUGCUGGGGGGCAAGGCCGUGGGCAGGGGGGGCGAGGGCAUGAUGGCGCUGGGGUGUGAGAUGGUGAUCAAGGUGUUUAAGAGGUUCGUCGAGCGUAGGGGUGCGAUCCUGAGCACGUUGCUGCCCCGAGUGCUGUCGUCGGACGUGCGCAUCAAGGAGGCACGUGUCGUGGCAUUCAUCCUUUGGCGAAUCGCAAAGGAACACGGGUGAGUGAGUGACCCCUGACCUGACCCGACAAGAGACACAUGCAUGGGUAUUGACAUGACAUGUACAUCUCUGUCGUGCUCUCUGACUUUCAGUAGCAAACUGCUAUCGUCGCAUCUGGCGCACCUCCGUGACGCCCUGUACGAGGCCCCCCGGCUCACCCCCUCCCAUGCAGACCUGCUCUUCGGAGCCCUCGCGCCACUCUUCUCUCUUCACCCAGACCUACAGGUAGGUGCAUUCGCACGCACAGGGGUUAGACACAUAUAUAUGAGCGAGAUUCCCCUUCUCCUUUUUCUCCAGGAGUCGCUCAUCAUUGCGCUGCGCAAGUCCAUCAUGGUCACACCCCUCGCGCCACGACUGGUCGCCACACGGGGCUUCAUCCAUCUGCUGGCGUUCGCCAUGGGCGGCACAGCCACCGAUUUCGGUGCCCUGGUGGCCGAGGGCUUCCCUCGCCACAAGGGCUGGGCCAAGGACAAUGACAUGCAGCCGACAUCGAGCGGUCGAGACGACCCAGAGGUGGUCCACGAGGUGCGCAUGGGUGGAGGGGCAAAGCAGCGCGGCCAUCGGCGGGACGAGGGGCGAGGGUCCGAGUCGCUAUUCGACGAGUGCGCCGGCAUCCUCGUGAGAGCGGUCCGGGACGACCCCACGGUGCAGCACGACAUCUACGUCGGUCUGUGUGCGCUGUUCGAGUCGCUCUGGACGUCGUUGGCAUCCACCAGUGCCAUCGAUAGCCACGAAGACGCCCCCGCACAGCCAGCACCAGCACCGGCGGCCGCAACGGCCGCAGCAGCAGCUGCGGCCGCCCCAUUCCCCAGCCCAGCGAGGAGCAGUGACGUGUCAAGCAGCUUCGGUAGUCGCAUUCUGCAGCUGUUGGUAGAUGAGUUCGAAAGGUCCUUGAGAGUAGCUCUGAAGAACAUCGAUCGCAUCGUUGCAGCGGAGAGGGGCGAGGGGGAUAGAGGGGCCGGGGGCAGACGCGUGGACGAGUCGAGAAGUGGGCUGACCCUAAAUGACCUGCUGAUACCCAAGGAGGGCCCGCCUCAGCCUGUCGGCGGCAAGAAGGUGGGCUGCUGCUGCUGCUACUGCUGCUGGCAGAGGUGAAAAUGCAUUCAUUGUGUGUGUUGUUUGCUGUCUUGGAUGUGUGCAGGGCGGUGUUGGUACGCAAGGGGGCGAGCAGGGGAGGAAGGUGACGCCCCUCCAGGUGAUGGGGCAGCCCCUCCAGCUGCUGCUCGCCUUACUUGUCAGGUGUGUGCACAUACACCCAUGAGCAGAGACACGACAGCAGCAAGGACAUCAUCCAUCCGGCUCACCUCCCGCUUCUCUGCAUUGUGUUUCAGACUCGACCAUACCAUCGCCGUCUGCCACACGUCCACGCAUCAGCACGAGCAUGAGCAGCAGGAGGGUAAGGGUGAGGGCAUGGACGACGACGCCAAGGUCCGCGAGCCUCAGGGAGAGCCGCACACCAGUGGCCGUGACGCGCAGCUGACGAGCGGCCUGACGACGCUGCACCACAUGCUGGUCGGGGUGGCACGAACACUCCGCCACUGCCGCGUCGAGACGUUCAACUUCUUCGAUGGUGACAAACACGACAUUGACCUCUCCGCACUGUCCACGUAGGCAUCCACCCACCAAACCCAGCACGGAAAGACCGCCUGCUCGUUGUCCGUCUUUGGCCAGGGCUGGUUCUCGCAACAUGUCGAUCCUGUUUCUGCUUUUCUCGAUGCUGGAGGGGCUGGCAUCCUACGUCUGCCUGUGCUCGACCCCCAGCAAGGACGACGACGGCGAGAUAGAGGGCGGCAGGCACCCCCACGACCUGCGGCUGAGUGACCAGGACAAGGCGCAGCUGCUCAGCAAAUGCCUUGACCUCCAUGGCCAGCUCGUCAAGGUGACCGUCGAGGAAGCCAGGAACCAGAAACACUCGAAACAGGUCAGCAAGGGAGGGGAGUGACGGAGACACACACACGCCGUCUUAGUAUCCACACACAUCUCUCCUUGUGUCCGUGUAAACAGGCGUUGAGUCGAUUGAGUGCGGUGCCGCCCAACGUGACGUGGCCCGCCCUGAGCCAGUUGAUGUCGUGGGUGUCAGACUCACCCAAGCCGCCGGACGGAGGCGACGCUGCUGCUCAACUUGGCACUGCCGAGCAGCCGAUGGACCUGGACGACGGCGACGGCCCCGCGCAGCAGCAGGCGGACCACGAUGACACGCUGCAGCGGCACCUGGCCAAGUCACAUCACACCAUACUCGCUCUGUGCCAGGUAGGUGGGAGGGGCAGAGCAAACCUCCACACAACACGCACCCACUACAGUAUUGUCUGUCUGUCUGUCUGUUGCUGUCAUUCGCGUCAGCGGGCUCUUGAUGGUCUCGGCGCCACGCUGAGCGGCAGCACGUCCGUCGAUGCGGUGCCCCAUCUGUACCGGUCCACCAUGUCCAUCCGCCACAUCACCGUCUGGUCCAUACGCAUCCUCUCACCCAAACUCGCCAAGGACACAACCAGCACCAAGGCAGCCGCCGCCACCAAGGGCGGCGAGCAACCCAACGGCAGCGACCAUGAGGGUCAGGCGGUGGAUGCAGACAACGAUCAGCAUGACGUCGAUGACACCAACGGGUGGGAGGAGGACGCUGCCGUGACGCGCAACGUCACUCAGGCCUUCACGGUCACGGGCGGGCAGUGGGCGCCCUCUGCCCUCAGACACUUCCCUGCCAUCGCACAGUCGCUGGUGGCUCUGGCCAACACGUCCAUGGCGGCCGACAUCAAGCGCACCAAGAGGACGAAGAUCCCCCCCAAGAAAGAGAAGCCCAAGGCCGCCAAAGACAAGAAGGGAGACAAGGGCGACAACAACAAGAAGAGCAAGAAGAAAUCCGACGACAGCGAUGAGGACAUGCGCGACUCAGACGACGACGAUGAUGAUGACGACAUGGAUGACGACAGGCCCGCCGCCCCAACACCAGCAGCGAAGGGCAAGGCCAAGGCCAAGGGCAAAGCGAAGGCGAAGGCCAAGGGCAAGGCUGCGGCAGGCAGGCCCAAGAAGGAGCCGCAGAAGGCCGUGUUCCGGCCGCCGUCUUCAUGGAGCAUGGCGUUUGGGCUGCUACACGAGAUGGCCGAGAUGCUCUUCAACCAGAUACUCAAGCACACCAGGGAGCAGCGGCAGCAGCAGCAGGACAAAGAGGAUGGUGAUCGUGAUGCGGCGAUGGACGUGGGUGGCGCUGGCGGGGAGGGGGAGGGGGAGGGCGGCAAGGCGGCCACCACCACCUGUGGUGGGGUCAGUCUGGGUGCCGAGACGCUGUAUCGCGGCUAUGCAAUGACGAUGGCGGCAUUCGUCACGAGCGGCGCCGAGGAGAGGAGAAAGGAGCAGCUCAACGAGAUCCUGACACGUCUCGACAUGGAGCACUUCCCCGGGUCUCCGCCCCCGAAUUGGGAUGAGCUCGACGCCCACCUGCCCAUCAAGGACGCCACAGCCAUUCUCGACGUCGUCUGCCGAUCCAUCGAACGUACAGACACACACAGACACACACAUACAUACACAUACAAAUAAACAUAUGUACGUGUCCGUGUACAUGUGUGUGGUGGAUGCACAUCUAUGUAUGCAGAGACCAUCGAGGACCUCCUCACCCGCGGCCUGCCCUUCUUCGAGCUCAUCCAGGCUCGCUGCGAACCCGCCGUGGCGGCCCGCCUGCCGUCCUUCGCCGAGGUCUCCAAGGCCGUCGAGCACCUGCUUGCCACCCUCGACACCACCAGUCGGCUCAUGGCUGCCGCAUGCACCCAGCUGGAGUGCGACCCCAGCAAGGCCAGCAAGAAGAAGAAGAACAAGAAGGGGGGCAACGGCAGUGGUGGCGGUGAGGUGGACGAGUUGUCCGUGUACGUGAGCCGCCGCGAGCGCUGGGUGCUGUCAGUGCUGAACCGUGGGAGGAAGUACGCCAUGGACGAGCUGGUAGAGAUGUCAAAGAGCGAGGAUUUCGACAAGCACGUGGCGGCGCUCAAGGGCGGGGUGCUCAAGGCCAUGAUGGAGCACCUCAUGGCCGUGCAGGCGUGGAGGAGGGGCAACAAAGCCAUCGAGACACUCCAACUCAUGGCUGGGGUACCCAUCCCAUCCACACAUCCCCACAAACGCCCCUGCAUCCAUCCAUCCAUGUGUGUCUGUGUGUCUGUCUGUCUGCAGGAGAUCCGCGAUAGGGUGCUCGAGGCCGACGCGGCCAAGCGCAAGGCCAAGAAGGCCAAGAAGAAGAAAAAGAAGAAAAAGGACGACGACGCCGAUGAGGACGAUGAGGAUGAGCAAGAUCAAGACGAGGAGGGAGAGGAGGACAACGAUGACGACGACGAGGACAUGGUCAAGCCCGAGCCGGUCGUCAAGCGAGAGGCCACCAUGGAGGAGAGCGGCGUUGGAGACGAGGACACCGUUGGUCAGGUGCGCUCAGCUCAUGUCGCACGUGUACGUCAGAUCCAUGCCGACGUGUCUCCUCUCUCCCUCUCUUUCAGGUGCGGCGCGUUAGUCGUGACCGCGCCUCUGAGUACGGCCCCUUCGGCUUCACCGCAGACAACGCCAACCAGGGCAUCAAAAUCAUAUGCACCAUGCUCGCACAAGCCGUCAAGGAGUGAGUGAGGCAGAGGACAGACACACACACAAGGAGAGAGGGAGGGAGGGAGGGAUGGAGGGAGGGAGAAGUGGGGAUGUAUGUGUCUCAUCCAUCCUCAUUGACAGGUUUGAGUACGUGUGGGAUCGCAUGUGGAAGAUCCGCGCUGCAGCGGUGAAGGAGAAGAAGGCAGGCGCCGAAAAGCGUCGGCGCGAGAUCGAGUCGCUGUGGGAGGCCGGGUUCGGGCAGAUGGAGCUCGUGUGCCUGUGCCUGCAGCACUGCAUGGAGGUGCCGCGCCCGCAGCACCUCAAGGACGUCAUGCAGUGCCUGCUCAAGCUGUUCAAGGUGAAUUCCUUGAACCGUGUCUCCCACACACACACACACACAUGGAUGGAUGGAUGGAUGUGUGUAUGCAGCUGUUUAGCGAGAAGGUGUUGAAGCAUCUGGUGUCGGUCAAGUACAAGGCGGCUGAGAGCAAGCUGGUGGACCUCGUCAAGAGGUUCUACGAGCUGCGCCAGCGGCAGCUGAACCUGCCGGGCGUCAAGACCAACAAGGAGCAGGCCAAGGCCACCAAGGGCAACACCAAAGCACAGAUGGACUACAUCCCCAAGUGAGUAGACGAGGGAGGGAGGCAAACAACAAGGGAGACACUGUGUGGAUGUUUAUGCGCGUGUAUGGUGUGGCCAUGUCUGUCUGUCUGUCAGGGUGGAUUACUACUUCGAGCGUGCCGAGUCGUAUCUGUCGAAGCUGCCCGACGCCGCCCACGUGCUGCGCGAGGCCAAGGCCACAAUGAAGAGGUGGCGGAGCUUCGAUAUCAAUUUUGACGCAUUUCAGGUCGGCUGCCCCACCCAGACGUAGCGAGACAUCCCAUCCACUGGACGUAUGUGUGUCGUAUCGUUCCCCUCCCCCCCGCUGCAUCAGGCGCCGAAGCCCGAGCCAGAGGAGGACAUCAUGAUGGAAGACCAAGACCAAGACCAAGAGCAACAGCAGCCCGAUGAAGACGAGGAGGAGGAGGAUGCAGAGCCCCAGCCCAAGAAGAGCAAGAAGAAGAAGGACGCCGUUAGGGAGAAGAACGAGAAGGACAAGAACAAGAAGAAGCGCAAGCGGCAGAGCAGCGAACAGGAGGACGAGGGCGAAGAGGACCAGCCAGACAACGGAGCCGACGAGGAGGAAGGGGAGGACGACUGAGGGAUGGAUGGAUGGAUAGAGGCGAGACGGGCGGUGGGCCCACACAGCCGAUCGCUGUAAGUGUGUGUGUAUCUUUGUGUGUGUGCGUGUGCAUUUCGGUGUGAGACUUCCUCUCUGUGCUCCUUUCCUUCUUGUGUCAAUACGUG
Molecule: messenger RNA, 8109 nt
Organism: Vitrella brassicaformis
Lineage: Eukaryota; Vitrellaceae
Source: the annotation of a GenBank genome assembly